UGUGUGUGUGUGUGCAGAAAAUGGGUCUUUUUUGUACACACUCACACGAUGUGUUUUAUUUUGAAUUUUAUUUAGGAGCUUUUAUUUUGAAGCCUGGCGUCACGCAGUGCUUCACCCCGCUGCAGAACUGAAAUGCUGAGAUCACCACGUCUGAUCCGUGUGACCUUAUCACUGCUGGCACCCGGUAUCCGAUGCCGCCGUCCAUCUCUGAGCGUCCAGCCGCUCUUCUUCCGUUCUCACACGCAGUCAUGGACAGACGGGCGGCUUCUGUGGGCGAGCUGUCCGGCAAAACGGCCUCUGCUUCCUUCACCGCAGCACCAAGCUGUAGUUCCCUGCUCAGACCUGGCGUCACGAAAGUACACCUUAAUUUAUGCGUUCCCCGCCAUCCGAGUACUGCGUGCGCUCUCCAGGCUCAAACUGGCUCAGACCGGCAUCACCGGCGUCCUUCUACCCACAGUCUAUUACUUCUACCUUCAGGGUCAGGCGUCAUUCAGUCUUCUAAGCUACACCACGGGCAUUGCUGCCUUCGCCGCCAUCAUGCUCUACGUUAUAAGCCAUUACAUCCGGCGAGUGGUGGGGAUGAUGUACCUGGACCACACACACACCACGUUAAAGGUGGCCCAUCUAUCUUUCUGGGGCCACCGGAGGGACAUGUAUAUGCCUGUGUCGGACGUAUUGACUCUUGGAGACACAGGAGACUCACGGGCUGAGGUUAUAUUAAGGCUGAAGCGCUACAGCUGCUCGGACACACUGUAUUUCUCCACCAGGCUGGGGCGCGUGCUCGAUAAGAACGGGUUUGAGAAAGUGUUUGGGUCUUUGUCUUGAUGUGUCUGAAAUGACCGUGUGUCCAGAUUUACAAUAAAGUUUUAUUCACAGC
Messenger RNA from Hemibagrus wyckioides, 877 nucleotides. It is a transcript of the gene tmem186, whose product is annotated as transmembrane protein 186. The record is from RefSeq and is a predicted model, not a curated record. Gene Ontology annotation, cellular component: mitochondrion. The coding region runs from base 133 to 825 and encodes 230 amino acids. The transcript is spliced from 2 exons. NCBI's taxonomy places the organism in Eukaryota, Metazoa, Chordata, Actinopteri, Siluriformes, Bagridae.